Xenopus laevis (African clawed frog) is the source of this 3706-nucleotide messenger RNA. It is a transcript of the gene capn8.L, whose product is annotated as calpain 8 gene 1 L homeolog. Lineage: Eukaryota; Metazoa; Chordata; Amphibia; Anura; Pipidae. Gene Ontology annotation, biological process: proteolysis. The transcript has 22 exons. Gene Ontology annotation, molecular function: cysteine-type peptidase activity; hydrolase activity; peptidase activity. Gene Ontology annotation, cellular component: cytoplasm. The coding region runs from base 148 to 2277 and encodes 709 amino acids. The record is from RefSeq and is a predicted model, not a curated record.
AAAAUAUUUGGAUCAAGACUUUGAGAAGCUGAGGGCACAAUGCUUGGCAUCUGGUACUCUGUAUAAAGAUGAAGAAUUCCCAGCAUGCCCAUCUGCACUGGGUUACAAUGAACUAAGACCCGGCUCAUACAAAACCAGUGGGGUCAUAUGGAAGAGACCUACGGUAUCAUGGCUGGUGUCGCUGCUCGGUUGGUCAAGAACAGGGCUGUAGCUGAUGGUCUCGGUACCAAUAAGAACCCAGUGAAAUAUUUAAAUCAAGACUUUGAGCAGCUGAGGGCACAAUGCUUGGCAUCUGGCACUCUGUUUAAAGAUGAAGAAUUCCCAGCAUGCCCAUCUGCACUGGGUUACAAUGAACUGGGACCCAGCUCCCCUAAAACCCAAGGAGUUAUGUGGAAGAGACCUUCGGAAAUUUGUCCCAACCCCCAGUUCAUUGUGGAUGGAGCAACACGCGGAGACAUCCGUCAAGGGGCCCUCGGGGAUUGCUGGCUUCUGGCUGCCAUCGCAUCUCUUACACUGGAGCCGGAUCUUGUAGCUCAGGUGGUUCCAGAGAAUCAAAGUUUCCAGAAAGACUACGCUGGAAUCUUCCACUUCCGGUUCUGGCAGUAUGGAGAGUGGGUGGAUGUGGUGGUGGAUGACCGGCUGCCGACAAAGAAUGGGAAACUGGUUUUUGUCCACUCAGCAGAAGGGGAUGAGUUCUGGAGUGCUCUGCUCGAAAAGGCCUACGCAAAGUUGAACGGCUCCUACGAGGCUCUGACUGGCGGUUCUACCAUAGAGGGAUUUGAAGACUUUACCGGAGGUAUCGCUGAGGUGUAUGAACUGAACCAGGCUCCACCUAAUUUAUUCCAGAUCAUCCAGAAAGCCCUUAAGGCUGAAUCACUGCUUGGCUGCUCUAUUGAUAUUACAAACGCCUAUGAUACUGAAGCCAUCACAAGCAGAAAGCUGGUUAAAGGGCACGCCUAUUCUGUCACUGGUGCUGAGGAGGUGUUGUACAGAGGUCGCCAGGAGAAGUUGAUCCGAGUGAGAAAUCCCUGGGGUGAGGUAGAAUGGACUGGACCUUGGAGUGAUGAGGCUCCAGAAUGGAAUUAUGUUGAUCCAAAAGUAAAAGCUGUUCUGGAUAAAAAAUCUGAGGAUGGGGAAUUUUGGAUGGCGUUUUCAGACUUUCUCAGAGAGUAUUCCCGUCUGGAGAUCUGUAACCUGUCUCCUGACACCCUCACCAGCAACGACCAACAUAAAUGGAACAUAACAUUGUACACCGGGAGCUGGGCACGGGGGUCUACUGCCGGAGGCUGCCAAAAUUACCCAGCAACAUUUUGGACCAACCCGCAAUUUCGCAUUAAACUGGACGAGCCAGAUGAUGAUCAUCAGGGGACGAACAAUGAGCCGUGCUGUACCGUCAUUGUGGGAUUGAUGCAGAAGAACCGCAGAAGAAAGAAGAAGAUGGGGGAGGACUUGCUCAGCAUUGGCUACUCACUCUUUAAGAUCCCUGAUCAGCUUCAGGACCAUACAGAUGCCCACCUCGGCAGGGACUUCUUGCAAAAGACUCCAACGGCCGCUCGAUCUGACACCUAUAUCAACGUACGGGAGGUGUCCAACCGCUUACACCUACCGGUCGGGGAUUAUCUGAUUGUGCCAUCCACCUUUGAGCCCUUUAAAAAUGGCGACUUCUGCCUUCGUGUCUUCUCAGAAAAGGAGGCCAAAUCGCUAGAAGUUGGUGAUGUAGUGAUUGCAAAACCAUAUGAACCUCAGAUUUCUAACAAGGAUGUCCCUGAUGAUUUCAAGAAUAUUUUUGACAAGCUGGCGGGAGAUAAAGAAGAAGUUGAUGCAAGAGAACUUCAAACCAUUCUAAAUAAACUCAUUUCAAAGAGGCCGGACUUGAGAUCCAAUGGAUUUACUCUUAACACGUGCAGAGAGAUGAUCAGUUUACAAGAUAUGGAUGGAACCGCAACACUGAGCCUUCUGGAGUUCCGUAUUCUGUGGAUGAAGAUACAGAAAUAUUUGGCAAUCUAUUUAAAGGCAGACUCGGAUCGUUCUGGAACCAUGGACUCUCAUGAGCUGAGAACAGCUUUGCAAGAAGCAGGUUUUACUCUGAAUAAUAAGAUCCAUGAAUCAAUUGUGCAGCGCUACGCAUCCAAUGACCUGGCUCUUAACUUUGAUGGCUUUAUCGCUUGUAUGAUGCGCCUGGAGACCUUGUUCAAAAUGUUUCAGAUGUUGGACAAGAGUAAGAGAGGGGUCGUUGAGCUGAGUUUACAAGAGUGGCUCUGCGCAACAUUGGUCUGAACCUUUACUGCCGUCGCUGUGCAAUUCUGUCUCCGUCUGGAAGUGCAUUGCACUUGAUGUAAAAACAGAUACACACACACAUGUAAAUGAGAGAAUAUUUGUAAAAUAGAAUAUUAUUUCUUGGAAAGUUUGUUAUGCACAGAUAAUGACAUGUAUGUGCACUCGUUUGAAGGGAUGGUUCACCUUUAAGUUAACUUGUUAUAGAAUGCCCUAUUCAUAGCAAUUUUUCAAUUGGUCUUCAUUAUUUAUUUUGUAUAGGAUUUUAAUUAUUUGCCCCAUCUCCUGACUCUUCCCGGCUUUCAAAUGGGGGUCACUGACCCCAUUUAAAACAGAUGCUUUGUAAGGCUAUAGAUUUAGUGGGUUAUUAAAUAUCAAAUUGUGAAAUCUCAAAAAAUUCACUAGAAAAAAAAACGUUUUUUCAAGAUUUAUUAUACCUUCAUGCUGCAAAAAAAAAAAAAAAUCCCCUAUCUCAGACCUGUUGAAGUUCUGUAUAAGUGAAUGGGAGAGGCACCUAUUUUAAUUUGAAGUUGUUGUCUUCUGUGCUGGGUUUAUCCCGAAAAUUCAACUUUUUGAGGGUUUUCGGGCAAAAACUCGAAAAAUUGGAGCGAUUAGAAAAAAAGCCAGAGAAAUUUAAGCGAUUUGAGUUUUCACUUGAUUAUAUUGAGUUUUUCAGUGAUCCGAUUAAAUCAAGUUUUUUUUAAAAUGAAUAAAUAAGCUAAAAUUGGGCAUGGAAAUUUGGUUGCGUUUUUUUUAAAAUAAAAUAUGAGAUACAGUAAAUUCAGAUUACAGUAAAUAACACCCUUAUUGUUAUUGCCAUUUUUAAUUACUCAUCUUUCUAUCCAGGCCUCUACUAUUCAUAUUCUUGUCUCUCAUUCAAAUCAAUGCAUGAUUGCUAGGGAAUUUUGGACCCUAGCAACCAAACUGCUGAAAUUGCAAACUGGAGAGCUGCGGAAUAAAAAGCUAAAUAACUCAAAAACCACAAAUAAUAAAGAAUGAAGACUAAUUGCAAAUUGUCUCAGAAUAUCAUUCUCUACAUUAUACUUAAAGUUAGUUUAAAGGUGAACAAACCCUUUAAUUAAAGUGAUAAUUAUAGAAACCUUGAAAUAAUGGCAGGACUCAAUCAUUAUCCAGUUAUUAGUCUAUUGGGUUCUUUGACAUAACAGAUGUGUGUUCAAACAGUAAAUGCUCUCUGUUGAUUGGUUGCAAUGGGUUAUAAGACAGGUAACAAACUUUAUACUGUUUAUUACAUUCAUUUUCAACCAAACAAAUCACUCAUACAUUAUUUAAUUCAGCAAAACCUUUGAUUGUUCUUCGAAUACACAACAGCCCAGUGCAAUGUCUUAUUACAGAGGCAGGUCUUCUUACUUAUUUGUGGAUGCUAAAUGGAGGUUUUAUUGUUUAAUAAAUAUUAUUGUGCUGUGUUUUACAA